AUGCAGCCCAGCCAGCGAGGGCUGCCGGGGACGCACGCGCGCGUGCCCGCGAAGCGCGUCAAGGUCCAGAAUGCACCUGCGCGGCGUGUGCUAGGCAACGAAACGAACCGCGUCGGGCGGUCGUCGCCUGCCGAUGCGACGCAGCGCAAUGUCAUGCACGAGCUCGUCUCGCUCGACGCGCGGCGGCGCCAGGAGGUGGAGAGCGAGGGGCGCAAGGCGCAGGCAGAGCAGGCGCUGCGUGCGCAGGAGUGGGAGGAUGCGCUGCGUGCAGAGCGCAAGCUCGCGGCCGCGAAUCGCGCGCCAGAGCCGGUCUGGCGAGGCUACAACGACUACGAGGUCGAGCUGCUGCGCGCCGAGCACGAGCAGACGCAGCACGCGCUCCAGGCGGAGAUCGACCGCCAGCGCGAGGAAAUUAAGGAGCUGAAACGCGCCAGGGACGAGCACGAAACGGCGUACGAUGCGAUGGCAUCGGCCAACACCGCGCUGACCGAGCAGGUCGCCUCGCUCGAGAUGCAGCUUGCAACGUACGACGACCGCGCCCACGCACUGCACGCCGACGUCGAGGCGACGAAAGCGCGCAAUAGCCAGCUGGAGCGCGAUCUGCAAGCCGCCGAGACGCUGCGGCGCAAGCUGCACAACCAGAUUCAAGAGCUGCGGGGCAAUGUGCGUGUCUAUGCGCGUGUGCGGCCCCCGCGUGCCGACGGCGCCCAGGCAUUGAUCAAGUUCCCGGACGCGAUGCUCAAGACCCAAAUCGAGGUCGUGUCCCACGCCGAGAGCGCGACUGGCGCGCCGACCACGCGGCAGCACGCCUUUGCCUUUGACCAUGUCUUUUCUCCUGCCGCGACACAGGAAGACGUCUUUGCGCAGGUGUCUGACCUGAUGCAGAGCGUUUUGGACGGGUACAAUACCACGAUCUUUGCGUACGGCCAGACGGGCUCGGGCAAGACGCAUACCCUCGAAGGCGGCGCCGAUGCGCCGUUGGGCGCCCACUCGCUCUGUGCGUCGGCGGGCCUGAUCCCCCGUGCGAUGCACAUGCUCUGGGACGUCUCUGCGCGGCUCCAAGCCCAGGGAUGGACUUACGAGUUUGAGGCACAGAUGCUGCAGAUCUACCUCGACCAUAUCUACGACCUGCUCGGCACGCCCGCGUCGGACAAGGAGAAGCACGAGGUGCGGCACACCGACGCGCACACGACCGUGACCAACACCGUGACCGUCCCCCUGUCUGGCCCCCACGAGGUCUUUUCACUGCUGGAGCGUGCCAAGAAGCGGCGGCAGGUCGCGUCGACGCUCAUGAACGAGCGCUCGAGCCGGUCGCACAGCGUCUUUAUGCUGCGCGUGCGCGGCCGCAACGCGACGACGAACGAGACGAGCGAUGCGACGCUCAACCUGGUCGACCUAGCUGGCUCGGAGCGCCUUGCGACGAGCGGCUCGGCCAGCGACCCGACGCGCCUGAAAGAGGCGCAGAGCAUCAACAAGUCGCUGAGCAGCCUCGGCGACGUGAUCAGUGCGCUCGGCGCCGGCCAGGCGAAACACGUGCCCUACCGCAACUCGGCGCUGACGUGGCUGCUGAAGAACAGCCUUGGGGGUAACGCCAAGACCCUCAUGCUCCUUGCGCUGUCGCCGCUUGCGACGCACCUCAACGAGACGCUCUGUUCGCUGCGUUUUGCUCAAAAGGUGCAUGCCACCCACAUUGGCACGGCGCGUGCCAUCAAAGGCACGAGCGACGCGUAG
Molecule: messenger RNA, 1731 nt
Organism: Malassezia japonica
Lineage: Eukaryota; Fungi; Basidiomycota; Malasseziomycetes; Malasseziales; Malasseziaceae
Gene: KAR3
Product: kinesin-like nuclear fusion protein
Exons: 3
Coding region: 1-1731 (576 amino acids)
Biological process (GO): microtubule-based movement
Cellular component (GO): microtubule cytoskeleton
Molecular function (GO): microtubule binding; microtubule motor activity; ATP binding
Source: RefSeq, a predicted model, not a curated record